This is a messenger RNA of Saccostrea cuccullata (small rock oyster), 1915 nucleotides long. RefSeq names its product probable cytochrome P450 12a5, mitochondrial. Lineage: Eukaryota; Metazoa; Mollusca; Bivalvia; Ostreida; Ostreidae. Gene Ontology annotation, molecular function: heme binding; monooxygenase activity; iron ion binding. The record is from RefSeq and is a predicted model, not a curated record. Bases 108 to 1664 code for a protein of 518 amino acids. The transcript is spliced from 11 exons.
AAAAGGAGUUACGAAAGAGGACCAUAAAUUUUGCUCGACCUCAUUUAUUUAUUGUCUUGUAAAGAGGUUGAUUUUAGUUGGAAAGAUGCUGAAAUAAAAUAUUCAUUAUGAAUGCUAUAUGUAAGAGGUUUUCUAAGCGUUUAUAUCUGCGGCAGUUUUCCUCAAGAUCAGCCACUGCCUUCUCUUACGAAUCUCCGGAUGUUAAACCAUUUCAAGAAAUUCCAGGUGCUACUGGAAAAUUUGCAUUACCAUAUUCAAUUGGUAAUAUGUUUCUUCUGAAAUCAAUGGGAUGUUCUAUGUAUCCAUUUGAUUUGAGAGAUUUUACGACCGCUCUACAUAAAAGGUUUGGAGACAUCGUGAGGAUAAGAACCACUCAUAACAAAUGGGGAGUAUUCAUUUAUCACCCUGAUCUUGGCAAAGAGGUUCUCGAAAUACAAGCAAAGAAUCCCUUCCGUCCACCUGUUGACAUUCUCAGAAUAUACAACGACAAGGAAGACUUCAGCCAAAGUCUGGCAACAUUAAAUGGUGAAGAAUGGGCUAAGCUUCGGAAACCGUCACAGGAAUUAAUAUUAAGACCAGUAGCUGUCUCUGCAUAUGUUGGAACCUUGUCCAAAGUGGCAGAAGACUUUGUUGAAAAAUACCAAAAUGGCGGGAAAAUUGAAGACCUUCGGUCUGCUCUUGUUAACUAUGCUACAGAGAGCGUAGGCAUGCUUUGCUUCAACAGACGUCUUGGGUGUCUUAAGAACAAACCUGUCAUUGAUAUAAACCUCCUAGAAGACUUAUUUGAUGCCAUAGACAAGGAUCUAAAGGGCAUGGGUUUUAAACCCUAUCGCUUUUUCAACACACCACUAUACAGAAAAUUUAAACAAGGAGCUGAUCAUAUCCAUGGCAUUUGUCAAACUGAGAUUAAAAGUGCUUCAGAAAAACUUGAAAAUGCCAAACUGGAAGGGAAGCUCGAGGAUUAUCUCCAAGAACCAAAUCUUAUGUACGCAUUAUUGUGUCACCCAAAGAUGACGCCAAAAAUGGUGGACAGAACAAUCAUGGAUUUGUUAAUUGCUGGUGUAGAGUCGACUUCAAAUACCUUAACUUUUCUGUUGUUUGAACUGGCAAAAAAUCCUGAGAAACAAGAGAAACUUCGUAACGAAAUAAUUUCUGUGUGUGGCCAAAAUGAUAUCACCAAGGAAAGUUUGGCAAAGCUGCCAUACCUGAAGGCAUGCGUCAGGGAAACUAUGAGGAUCUAUGCACCAACAUCCCCGGGUUCGUAUCGGCGUUUCGAAAAAGACGUAGUGGUCGGUGGAUAUCAUGUUCCAGCUGGGACUGAGAUUGCAAUUUGUUUCCAAAAUAUGUGUGAGGAUCCCCGUUUUUUCAAAAGUCCCGAGAUAUUCCUCCCAGAAAGAUUUGUCCGAGAUGACAACACUCUCACGGAGGAAUACAAAAACACCAAUCCAUUUGCCACCUUACCGUUUGGAUUUGGUCCCAGAAAAUGUAUUGGGCAACGAUUUGCAGAAAAUGAAAUUCAUGUACUCAUUGCAAAGAUUUUCCAACGUUUAGAAGUCUCACUUGUGCCGGGUACUGAUUUAGUUAUGGAGUAUACAUACCGCACAUUUGCAACGCCAAAGCAUGUUGUACCAAUAAUGGUCAAACCCAGAGACAAUAAGAUUUAAUCCCCUCUUCUUCCCACAACCUCUCUCUCUCUCUCUCUCUCAUUCCCUUGUUAAAUUAGGUUAAUUAAUCACACCUCAGCGCUUCUAUCAUUUUCUAAAUUUAAUUGAAAACCUGUUAGAUAAUUGUAUAAAGGAUAUUUUUUACUCAAUUCGCAAACUAUUUCUAGAUGUAUUAAAGACAUUUGUAUGUUUGUAUUUUCUCUAUAAUUAGAAUCCAAUCAUAGAAUUUUUUUCUUUAUAUACAUGUAUGU